CUACCCUUGAAACUCUAUCACCAUGCGUUCUCUUCCCAUUGCAUUGGCACUAGCAGCAACCGCUGUAAGUGCAGAUGUAAAGAUUGUAUGGCAACACGCCAAAGCAUCCAGCCAAACCGCACUUAGCGUAUACGACGGCUCAACCCUGUUGGCCCAAAGCUGCUCGAGUUUCAUCUCUGACGCCCCCAGCAGUAUUGACUUUACAGAUGUCGAUGAGAACGGCUUUGGGAACUUUACUGUCGGCGCUAACAAGUACCUCGUCCACUCCAAGGCAAAGUACUCGGGAGGCCCGAUUUGCACCAAGAAAUUUAGCGCUGAAGCAACCAUUGUCGAGUGUUCUAGACUUAAAUGGAAGCCCAACAAGGCAAAGAUCGAAGACAACUGCCAUGACAAGGAUGAGGCCAAGGGUGCUCUCCGGUUCUUGAGUUCCAAGAGUUCGGCAUCGGACAUAGCAAAGCGCGAGGCUAAUCCUAUCAAUGAUCCCCCGGCUUGCUCUGUCUUGACAAGGACUUCCCUGGUUGGCGAUGGCGAUCCCCACCAGAAUUAUUUCCAUAAGCAGCUUUCAGAAGUUGUAAACUGUGGAACUGCCCAGUCAUGCAGUGUUGGCAACUCCCAAUCCAUCUCGUACACCAUCGGAUGGACUGCUACCCUCACCCCUGUGAGCUGGAUCAGCGGAGGUUUCUCAGUCUCCGAGAGCUGGAACACUGGAAACACCUACACCUGUACCGGAGGCCCUGGCGAAGAUGUUUGCGUCUGGUACAACACCGCUCAUACUGCCUAUACCGUUCAGAACAAGGAGAGAGACUCUUGUGCCGUUGGUGGAGGCUGGGACUCGACUGGAGAUCCGUUUGUCAUGUAUUCACCAAACGAUUCUAACCGUGGUGGCGGCUACUACUGCGUCAUCGGUACAUGCAGGGCCCAGGGCGAUAACUACUGGGAUUACAGCGGCCGCGCGGGUGGUCCUUAGAUGCAAUCCCUGCAACUUUUGCUAGUUUAAAGCCCAAGAGCCCGAUGAUCCGGCUGAGCAUUGCCGCCAGUUAUAUUUGACUGAUUUUGCCCAAUAAAAUACGUUGAUAACAUCACAUGGAAUCACUGGAGUGAUCAAGGUUGAGGUGUCGGUGUAGAUUUGAUAGUGCAUAUUGAGAU
Molecule: messenger RNA, 1146 nt
Organism: Fusarium oxysporum Fo47
Lineage: Eukaryota; Fungi; Ascomycota; Sordariomycetes; Hypocreales; Nectriaceae
Exons: 4
Coding region: 23-967 (314 amino acids)
Source: RefSeq, a predicted model, not a curated record